AUGGUAUCCAACGCCCAGGGAUCUCCCGUGAAGGCAUUGAUUGUUGAGGACAUUCGAGUUUGUGCCUUCGUUCUCUCUGCGAUGUUACGCAUGUUUAACUGCGAGAUUGUUGUGGCUAAUAAUGGGAAAGAAGCUCUGGAUUUUUUCCUUGAAGGGAAGAAGUUUGACAUUGUUUUGUGUGAUAAGAACAUGCCCAUAAUGUCUGGACCUGAGGCAGUUAAGAAGAUCCGUGCUCUGGGAGAAGCUGAUGUGAUGAUUGUUGGGGUGUCAGCUGAUGAGAAUGCCAUGGAGGCGUUCAUGAGUGCUGGUGCCGAUGUGUUUGUUGACAAACCAAUCCGCAAUACCCCGGCCCGUUCGCAUGGGCAGCACCGGAACUGCCGAACUCAUCGGGGAGAAACUGAUGUGAUGAUUGUUGGGGUGUCAGCUGAUGAGAAUGCCAUGGAGGCGUUCAUGAGUGCUGGUGCCGAUGUGUUUGUGGACAAACCAAUGAAAAUCGAGACUCUUGGGACUAUGAUUCAGGAGGUGAUGAACAAGAAGAACGCCAUGAUCUAA
Lolium rigidum is the source of this 552-nucleotide messenger RNA. RefSeq names its product two-component response regulator ORR42-like. Gene Ontology annotation, biological process: phosphorelay signal transduction system. The transcript is spliced from 5 exons. The record is from RefSeq and is a predicted model, not a curated record. Bases 1 to 552 code for a protein of 183 amino acids. NCBI's taxonomy places the organism in Eukaryota, Viridiplantae, Streptophyta, Magnoliopsida, Poales, Poaceae.